Molecule: messenger RNA, 271 nt
Organism: Cetraspora pellucida
Lineage: Eukaryota; Fungi; Glomeromycota; Glomeromycetes; Diversisporales; Gigasporaceae
Source: the annotation of a GenBank genome assembly
UAUGCUAAAUGAAAUCCCAAUCCAAAUUCAAAAGACUUUAGCAACUCUAAAGACCCAAAUAGAGAGGGCUGGUCUCAAAGAAGCUUAUCUCAUCUCUGAUAAUAGUCUACCUUUGUUUUUUGAAGAUCUUCAAUGUAACAGCACUAUUAGUUAUCCAAUUUGGGUGCCCCCAGAUGAUUUUGCUAUAUUACAAACUGAAGCCAAAUCUUUAGCUCAACAAGAAAUAGAUGAAGUAUUAGAAUCGAUAGAUUUCGCAGGGGCCCAAUCUUGA